AUGGAUGCUUUCGAGGAGAAUCGUGAUGGACGUAGAAGAAUUGCAACUACGCCAAGAAAUCCUUGGGAAGGCGUUAGGAUAGUUAAAGAGCUGCAGUUGGUUGGAGAGUUUGGUCUGAGAAACAAGACAGAGUUGUGGACGCAUCUAACAAUGGUGAAAUCCCACAAGUCCCAGGCCAAGAAGUUAUUGAUUACCACCAACAAGGAAGAGUUUAUGACGGAGGGAAGGGCUCUGUUGAAUUAUCUCUACAAGAUGGGAAUUAUUUCAGGUGUCGAUUACAAUGACGAGGCAGAUAUUUCAAGAUGCUUAAAAGAAGUUCUGAAUCUCGAUUUGAGUCACUAUCUCAACCGACGUCUGCAAUCACUUGUGUUUAAGGCAGGACUUGCAACGAAUAUUCAUCAUGCGAGAUGCCUGAUUGUGCAGAAGCAGAUUACAGUAAUGGGACGUGUUGUUAACAAACCA
Molecule: messenger RNA, 462 nt
Organism: Medioppia subpectinata
Lineage: Eukaryota; Metazoa; Arthropoda; Arachnida; Sarcoptiformes; Oppiidae
Source: the annotation of a GenBank genome assembly